Messenger RNA from Protopolystoma xenopodis, 297 nucleotides. The record is from the annotation of a GenBank genome assembly. NCBI's taxonomy places the organism in Eukaryota, Metazoa, Platyhelminthes, Monogenea, Polystomatidea, Polystomatidae.
AUGUCUCUUGGCGCCUUUCGGCGAAACUUGGCCCCUCGACCUCGCCGACCCUGUCGCCCAGCCCGAGCGGAGAGGCCGGUUCCGAUCGACGCCCCCCUCCCUCCACACUCGCCCAACUACCAUUCCGGGUCGGGACAGGGCAGGGCAUCGUUUGGAGCCACUAGACCGUCUUCUGUCCGUCGGCUCGGCAACUCGGUCCCAUGUUGGAUAGUUGCUGAGGGGCUUGUCGAACGACGCGUUGUGCACCCGACAUGUACUCCUCCAACCUGCCGCCGGGGCGAGCCCUUGAGAGGCUGA